Messenger RNA from Enterobius vermicularis (human pinworm), 540 nucleotides. NCBI's taxonomy places the organism in Eukaryota, Metazoa, Nematoda, Chromadorea, Rhabditida, Oxyuridae. The record is from the annotation of a GenBank genome assembly.
UUUUCCUUAAUAUGGCGCGGGUGUGAACGUGAAGAGGCUUUCAAAGCUCAGUAUAUGCUUGUUGUUCACGUCAGGAGACACACUGGUGAAAAACCCAACUUUCCUGGUUGUGGAAAAGCUUACAGUCGCUUGGAGAACUUGAAGACUCAUAUGCGAACUCACACUGGUGAAAGGCCUUAUAAAUGCGAGUUUGCAAGUUGUACCAAAGCGUUCAGCAACGCAUCGGAUCGUGCCAAACAUCAAAAUAGAACUCACUCUGACACAAAACCGUACCAGUGUACUAUUGCUGACUGCAUCAAGAGUUAUACCGAUCCUUCUUCGCUGAGAAAGCACAUCAAAACUAUUCAUGGAGAGGAUGCAUACGAAGAAGCGAAAAGAAACAAACAGCCACAUCGAAGACGAAUAAAUGGAUCGAAAUAUGGAAACAGCUCGAUUUCUUCUCCACCCCAGCUUCAAUCGAUGAAUUCAAUUAGCCCUCCACCGCAGUUAAAUCCCAUUAGUCAGUUUUCUUCCUUUCAAAAUUCUUUUGUUUUAUGCUAG